UUCCUGACACUGAAACUGUCAGAAAGUGGACAAAAAUACAGAAAAGGGAAAAUGAAGAGAGAACAUGGGAAAAGCAUCAAUGAUAUCUGUGAAAAUGACAUUGUUACAAAAGGAACAUCUGGAAAAAGGACCACAGACAGUCACACAACGAGAAUCCAGUCAUCUGAACUCACAGGAAGUGAUGGUGUGAUGAUCAGAAGGUCCAGAGCAGCUGCAGUAGUGUUUGUGCUGCUGUGUGUUCUUCUGCUGACUGCACGCAUUAUACUGUGUGCCACCUUCACUCAAGAGAGACAACAGCUGCUAACUACGAUCACCAACCUCACAGAAGAGAGAGACCAGCUACUUACUAAGAUCACCAACCUCACAGAGAGACAACAGCUACAAACCGACAAUAUGAACCUCACAGAAGAAAGACAACAGCUGCUAACUAUGAUCAACAACCUCAAAGAAGAGAGAGACCAACUGAAAUCAGAAAGAAAUGAUCUUCAGAAGAAGUUUGCGGAUGGAUGGAGGUGCCACCAAUCCAGUCUUUACUUCAUUUCCUCUGAGACGAAGAACUGGGAUGAGAGCAGAAGAUACUGUAGAGAGAAAGCAGCAGAUCUGAUCAUCAUCAACAACAGAGAGGAACAAGAUUUUGUGAAGAUCAUUACUGGUAGUUUUGAUUAUUUCUGGAUUGGUUUGACUGAUGUUGAAGUGGAGGGCAGAUGGAAAUGGGUUGAUGGCAGCACACUGACCUCUUGGUUCUGGGCACCUGGACAGCCAGACAGCUUUCUGGGAACAGAUGAAGACUGUGCUACUACUCAUUCAUUAGCAUGGUUUGAUACUCCAUGUAAUAGUAUUGUUAAAUGGAUCUGUGAGAAGAGUAUCCUUAAAUGAUACAUUAUAAUAAAAAUGUACAUAUAUUAAUUAUGAACGUAUAAAUGUCAGUAAUUUUACCUUUUUUUUCUUUUGUUUUUUGUUUUUUGAAUGGCACAUUAAUUAGUUUAUUCUGUUAAAGCAAAUAAAAAAUAAAUAGAAAAAAACAUUGCAGCUUUUUGUAACAACUACAGUAUGACAAUAAACCUAACUGAUGAUGAUUUA
Messenger RNA from Carassius auratus (goldfish), 1080 nucleotides. Its product is annotated as CD209 antigen-like protein C. The record is from RefSeq and is a predicted model, not a curated record. The transcript has 5 exons. The coding region runs from base 52 to 876 and encodes 274 amino acids. NCBI's taxonomy places the organism in Eukaryota, Metazoa, Chordata, Actinopteri, Cypriniformes, Cyprinidae.